CCGGGGAGCGGGGUGAGCUCCCGCUGUUAGCCCCAGCUCCUGCCAAACUAGCAGUUCGAAAACAUGCCAAUGUGAGUAGAUCAAUAGGUACUGCUACGGCCUCACACAGUCAUGACCUAGGAGGUGUCUAGGGACAACGCCGGCUCUUCGGCUUAGAAGUGGAGAUGAGCCCCAACCCCCGGAGUCGGAUACAACUAGACUUAAUGUUUACUUUGACCUCUUGUAUACUAAGGCCGAGUCAGAACGAGAUGUGUGUUGUGUACUAUUGUAUACUAUGAGAUGUUUCUUUUCAUUGCGGUCUCUUGGCAUGUCGUUAGUCGACACGAAUAGAUUAUUAAAAUACGCAAAACAAAGAUGAAACAUAAGACGCAAGCGGAAAAUUCGUCUGGGUAAAAUUGUGUCUGGAAUUGCGACAGCUGAUGUGUGCAGAGACCCUGACGUGUUGUGUUGUUGGCGUGUCUCCUUUCGCUUUCCCCUUGCGGUGCCUCUCGGCCUCCUCCCUCCCUCUUUCCCUCUUUCUCUCCUCCCCUUCCUUUCUUCCUUCCUUCCUUCCUUCCAUCCUCCUCCAUCCCUCCCUUUCCUCUCCUCCUCCUCUUCUCUUUUCACUCUCAAUGCCACUUUCUGUUGAGAAACAAACAAGAGGGGAGCAGAUUUCGGCGUCCUGCCUUGGCUGAUUCGGAUUGGAUCUGGAGCCAGGUCUGAACUCACUCUUUCUCUUGAGAGACAAGUCUGCGCUCGGCUUCCUGUUCUCUUCGUGUUGGCACAGAGUUCUCCACCACGCUCCGCUCUGCAUUUAGUUGAGUGUGAGUCGCUUCUGCACUCCGCUUCCUCCUUGGAGACAUCUCUACUUGAUAUUAUUGUCUACUUCGACAUUAUGAAAGUCUUCACGCUUUGUUUGUUGACAACUCCUCGCUCCAAAUUUGAAGUCAAAUCUGACUGAGGACAACUCUGCUUCCUCUUGGAGAAGACACUUUCCCACUGGGUUCUUCUUUGGAGACAACUUGGCUUCUUGUUUCAGAAGAUACCUUCCUUCUGGGUCCUUCUUUGGAGACAACUCUGCUUCUUCUUCUAGAAGACACCUUCUCUCUUUGGGGACAACUUUGCUUCUUGUUCGAGAAGAUACCUUCCUUCUGGGUCCUUCUUUGGAGACAACUCUGCUUCUUCUUCUAGAAGACACCUUCUCUCUUUGGGGACAACUUUGCUUCUUGUUCGAGAAGAUACCUUCCUUCUGGGUCCUUCUUUGGAGACAACUCUUCUUCCUCUUCAAGAAGAACCUUCUCUGUUUGGAGACAAGUCCACUUCCACUUCGAGAAGAACCUUCUCUGUUUGGAGACAACUUUGCUUCUUGUUUGAGAAGACACCUUCCCCUUGGGUUCUUCUUUGGAGACAGCUUCGCUUCCUCUUCGAGAAGAACCUUCUCUGUUUGGAGACAACUUUGCUUCUUGUUUGAGAAGACACCUUCCCACUGGGUUCUUCUUUGGAGACAGCUCCGCUUCCUCUUCGAGAAGAACCUUCUCUGUUUGGAGACAACUCUGCUUCCUCUUUGAGAAGACACCUUCCCACUGGGUUCUUCUUUAGAGACAGCUCCACUUCCACUUCAAGAAGACAUCUUCUCUCUUUGGAGACAGCUCUGCUUCCUCCUCGAGAAGAUACCUUCCCUCUGGGUUCUUCUUUGGAGACAACUCUGCUUCGUCUUCGAGAAGAACCUUCUCUGUUUGGAGACAACUUUGCUUCUUGUUUGAGAAGACAUCUUCCCCUUGGGUUCUUCUUUGGAGAGAAGUCCACUUCCACUUCAAGAAGGACCUUCUCUGUUUGGAGACAGCUCUGCUUCCUCUUUGAGAAGACAUCUUCCCCUUGGGUUCUUCUUUGGAGACAAGUCCACUUCCACUUCAAGAAGACACCUUCUCUCUUUGGAGACCACUCUGCUUCCUCUUCAAGAAGACACCUUCUCUGGAGACAGCUCCGUUCCCUGUUCGACAAGACACCUUCCCUCUGGAGUCUUCUUUGGAGACAGCUCCACUUUCUCUUCGAGUAGAACCUUCUCUCUUUGAAGACAACUCCUUUCUGGAGAUGAAUUGAGGAGACACGUCCUUUCUGGAGACAAAUUGAGGAGACACGUCCUUUCUGGAGACAAAUUGAGGAGAUACUUCCUUUCUGGAGACCGAUUGAGGAGAUACUUCCUUUCUGGAGACCGAUUGAGGAGAUACUUCCUUUCUGGAGACCGAUUGAGGAGAUACUUCCUUUCUGGAGACAAAUUGACACUUCCUUUCUGGAGACCGAUUGAGGAGAUACUUCCUUUCUGGAGACAAAUUGAGGAGACACUUCCUUUCUGGAGACCUAUUGAGGAGACACCUCCGUUUUGGAGACGAAUUGAGGAUACACUUCUUUUCUGGAGACCAUUUGAGGAGACACCUCCUUUCUGGAGACCUAUUGAGGAGACACCUCCUUUCUGGAGACAACCCUGCUCCAUCUUUGCUUGGAGGUGACAUCUCACCUUUUAGAAGGUGUUGGCCAGCUCCGCCUACCACCAUGCCCUUGAGUGCUGCCCCACAGACCCAGCUGUUCCCCUUUGAGCGCAUCGUGGUCCUCCUCUCCUGUGCCCUCUCCUUCCUGGGCUCGGGUCUCCUGGUGGGCACCCAUGCUUUGUGGCCGGAGCUACGGACCCGUCCCCGCCAGCUGCUCCUCUACCUCUCCUUGGCCGACCUCCUCUCGGCCGCCUCCUACUUCUACGGGGUGCUGAUGGACUUUGGCUCCUCCUCGUGGGACUGCGUGGCCCAGGGGGCCCUCUCCACCUUCGCCAACACCAGCUCCUUCUUCUGGACCAUGGCCGUGGCCUUCUACUUGUAUCUCACCAUCGUCCGGGGCUCGCACUCCAGCGCCGCGCUCCUCUGCUUCUUCCACGUGGUGAGUUGGGGUGUCCCGCUCAUCAUCACGGUGGCAGCGGUCGGUCUGAAGAAGAUCGGCUAUGAUGCCUCCGACGUCUCCGUUGGCUGGUGCUGGAUCGACAUCAAUUCGGAGGACCGGGUCUUUUGGAUGCUGCUGGCGGGGAAGAUGUGGGAAAUCCUGGCCUACGUGACGCUCCCCGUCUUCUACCUCCUCAUUAAGAAGCACAUCAACCGAGCGCACGCCGCCCUCUCGGAAUAUCGGCCGAUUCUGUCCCGGGCGACCGACUCCCAGCCCCGGACCUCCGUCGCGGAUAAGAAGUUGGUCUUGAUCCCGGUUAUAUUCAUCUUCCUCCGCAUCUGGAGCACCAUCCGGUUCGUGCUGACGCUCUGCGGCUCCCCGGCCGUCCAAAACCCACUGCUGGUGGUCCUCCAUGGCAUUGGGAACACCUUCCAAGGCGGCGCCAACUGCAUUAUGUUCGUCUUUUGCACCCGAGUCGUGCGGAACAAGCUGCUUUCCUCCUGGUGUUGUUUUCGGAGCGAAGCCAGUGAGGAUUCCCUGCCGAGGCCAGAAUCCCGUGCCCUUUCCAGGACAUCGUCCCUUAAAGAUUGGGGGGCUCAGGACACUGACCGGGAGCGGGACGAAUUUCCAAGCACCUGAACUCGGCCACAUCUGUAUCACCAUCACAGGUGUGGCCUUACCUGGCUGAUGUUUUGCCUGUAACAGAAAUACUACCUUUAGAGGGAGCUAUUUCCUUGAGGAUGAAAGAGCAAACUAUAAAGCCCUUAUCCCGUGUUUGGGACUGGCUUCCUCCUUGCUCAGGGUUUUUCUGGAUGGUAUUAUAUGGACGGGGUCCCGCUUCCAUUUUCACCGGUUGCUGGGUUUCUAUUGGUUUGUUUAUUUUUGGAAUUUUGGGGGAAAUUGGACAUUUUUCGGUCUAAGGAAGGCAAGACAAACGUGGUGAUUUUUGGACUCUGGUUCGUCAUCUCAAGCAUAUCAUUGGCAACAAUGAUGGGACUCGGAGCUCAACAACAUCAAGGUGAUCAACCUGGUUUUUAUAUACCUGAAUCGGAGAGCAUUGAUGUUGGACUAAGUCUGUAUGGUUUGUUUGUUUUCUAAUCUGUACACAUAAUAAAAGUGAAAAUAUGUAUGUA
Molecule: messenger RNA, 4037 nt
Organism: Anolis carolinensis (green anole)
Lineage: Eukaryota; Metazoa; Chordata; Lepidosauria; Squamata; Anolidae
Gene: gpr157
Product: G protein-coupled receptor 157
Exons: 5
Coding region: 2530-3543 (337 amino acids)
Biological process (GO): adenylate cyclase-activating G protein-coupled receptor signaling pathway; cell surface receptor signaling pathway
Cellular component (GO): plasma membrane
Molecular function (GO): G protein-coupled receptor activity
Source: RefSeq, a predicted model, not a curated record